Molecule: messenger RNA, 2406 nt
Organism: Histoplasma mississippiense
Lineage: Eukaryota; Fungi; Ascomycota; Eurotiomycetes; Onygenales; Ajellomycetaceae
Exons: 1
Coding region: 1-2406 (801 amino acids)
Biological process (GO): carbohydrate metabolic process
Cellular component (GO): extracellular region
Molecular function (GO): chitinase activity
Source: RefSeq, a predicted model, not a curated record
AUGGUUGAUCGGUUAAGGCAUCGCUUCACGGAGGACUUGCAGAGGAAAUAUUACAUUUCUGCCGCUCCGCAAUGUCCCCCUGAUGAUGAACAGCUGGCAGUUCCGAUAACGAAGUCGUACUUUGAUUUCAUUUUUAUCCAGUUUUACAAUACCUACUAUUGUUCCGCGAGAAGUUGGGUCUCUAAUCCUGAAACAUCCGACUUCUCCUUCGAUGCUUGGGUUGAAGUCAUUCAGCAAAGCGCCAACCCUUCCGCGAGACUCUAUAUUGGCUUGCCAGGUAGCGUAGAUGCUGCCGUUGAUGACAUGUAUUAUCUCACGCCGUCAGAGGUGAAGCCUCUUGCAGAAGAAUUCAUGACCAAAUACCCGAACAAUUUUGGAGGUAUUAUGAUCUGGGAAGCAACUUACUCUGAAAACAAUCAAUGGAACGGCCUCAGCUACGCGGAUCAUAUGAAGAGGAUUUUAUACGAGGUCGCUCCUCCUUCAACAUCAUCGAUGACCUCUACCAAUCCGUCAUACCCUACUGACACCGACACUGCAUACCCUACCAGCACUGACACUGUCUAUCCCACUGGCACCGACACUGUAUACACUACCAGCACCGACACUGUCUAUCCCACUAGCACUGACACUGUCUACCCCACUGACACUGAUACUGUAUAUCCUACUGGAACUGGCACUGUCUAUCCCACCAGCACCGACACUGUAUACACUACCAGCACCGACACUGUAUACCCCACUGACACUGAUACUGUAUAUCCUACUGGAACUGGCACUGUCUAUCCCACUGGCACCGACACUGUCUAUCCCACCAGCACUGACACUAUAUACCCCACUGACACUGAUACUGUAUAUCCUACUGGAACUGGCACUGUCUAUCCCACUGGCACCGACACUGUAUACACUACCAGCACUGACACUGUCUAUCCCACUGGCACCGACACUGUCUAUCCCACCAGCACUGACACUGUAUACCCUACUGGCACUGACACUGUCUAUCCCACCAGCACUGACACUGUAUACCCCACUGACACUGAUACUGUAUAUCCUACUGGAACUGGCACUGUCUAUCCCACCAGCACUGACACUGUAUACCCCACUGACACUGAUACUGUAUAUCCUACUGGAACUGGCACUGUCUAUCCCACCAGCACUGACACUGUAUACCCCACGGACACUGACACUGUCUAUCCUACUGGAACUGGCACUGUCUAUCCCACCAGCACCGACACUGUAUACACUACCAGCACUGACACUGUCUAUCCCACUGGCACCGACACUGUCUAUCCCACCAGCACUGACACUGUAUACCCUACUGGCACUGGCACUGUCUAUCCCACCAGCACUGACACUGUAUACCCCACUGACACUGAUACUGUAUAUCCUACUGGAACUGGCACUGUCUAUCCCACCAGCACUGACACUGUAUACCCCACUGACACUGAUACUGUAUAUCCUACUGGAACUGGCACUGUCUAUCCCACCAGCACUGACACUGUAUACCCCACGGACACUGGCACUGUAUAUCCUACUGGAACUGGCACUGUCUAUCCCACCAGCACUGACACUGUAUACCCCACGGACACUGACACUGUCUAUCCUACUGGAACUAGCACUGUCUAUCCCACCAGCACUGACACUGUCUAUCCCACCGGCACUGGCACUGUCUAUCCCACCGGCACUGGCACUGUAUACCCCACUGACACCGACACUGUCUAUCCCACCGGCACCGAAAUUGUGCAUCCUACUAAUUCGGAGACUUCCUACCCUACUGCAAAUCCCACUGAUGACUACCCCACUGGGUAUCCUACUGGCACUUACCCUGUCAGUCCUGGAACUGUCUAUCCCACUGUCUAUCCAACUGGCACCGAAUCCUCCUACCCUACUGAAACUGCGUAUCCUACUGGCAGUGAAACUGCUUCCUCGACCGCCUACCCUAGUGAUCACUACCCGACCGCCUACCCAACCGAUAUCUACCCUACUAACACGGAGUCCGCCCACCCUACGGGCACUGGGAUUAUAUAUCCUACUCCCACAACAAUCACUACAGUAAUAACUACAUCGUACACGACAGUUUGCCAGACGGGAUAUACCACGAUCUCAACGACAUAUACUACAACAUACUGCGCAGGAAUAGGGUGUGGUACAAAUUCACACAGUGUUGAGCCAACUGCACCACCGCCAGUUAAUCCAGGCUAUCCUGUCGAAACCCCUCCAGCAAGCUGGAAGCCUUCAACUUUCUCAACCGGACCGAUCCCAGCCCCUAGUUAUCCAAGCACACCUGAAUCAGGAGCCUACCCAACAAGCCCGAUACCACCGAUGUACACUGGCAGUUCCCCGGCAACAUCUUUCAGUGGAAAGUGGACCGUGACGUUGACAGUUGUUGGUUGCGCUCUUUUCAUCAUGUAA